This is a messenger RNA of Fonsecaea erecta, 1929 nucleotides long. RefSeq lists its product as hypothetical. The record is from RefSeq and is a predicted model, not a curated record. The transcript has a single exon. Lineage: Eukaryota; Fungi; Ascomycota; Eurotiomycetes; Chaetothyriales; Herpotrichiellaceae. Gene Ontology annotation, biological process: chromatin remodeling. Gene Ontology annotation, cellular component: Swr1 complex. Gene Ontology annotation, molecular function: ATP-dependent H2AZ histone chaperone activity. The coding region runs from base 1 to 1929 and encodes 642 amino acids.
AUGGAGCCACCUCCGCCGCCGCCACCGCCGCAUGGCACAAAUCCUCAAGGCGGUGGCAGGUCUGGAGGUCUCCCAAACGGCAAAUACGACAUUUUUGUCAUCCCUCCACAUUCCUCGGGCUCGGGCUUUCUCUACCUCCCCUCGCUUCAGACACACCGCAACUCCUUCCUGGCAGGAGUCUUCUGCACGGCAGCCUCCUUCUUCCUCUACUACACCGCCGUACCCGUUGUGAAAGAAUGGCUAUUGAGCACUAUCAAUAGUGGUGGGACAGGCGUUUUCUCGCUCAUCUGCGGCGUUGCAGUUGUUGCGUGGGCAUUUGGCAAGACCCAAAGUGAAUGGCAAAGCUACCCCGGCUUCAAUCGUGGAGGGUCUAACUCAAGAUCAGGCGAUCCAGGGGGUCCUGGCCAUAGCAGCUACGGCAACUCUGGAUCUUACACGCAACCUGGGCCUCAACCGAGCGCUCAGUCCCCUCCACCGCAUCCUCCAAAUCCUGGAGCCGCUGGCGGUCCUCCUCCUCCCCCUAAUCAUGGGACCAGCAGUCCUCCUCCACAGUCAUCGUGGCAGAAGCCUCCACCACAGGCCAACACGAAAGCAAACACUACCAGUGCCAAGUCUAGCUGGGAGAAGGCGCGAGAAGAGACGAGGAAAAGAGAGGAAGAGCGCAAGCGGGCGGAGGAACUGAAAAAACGGAGGGAGGAAUUGGAGAAGGAAAGGCAGAAACAGAAAGAUGAGCUGGAGAAGGAACGACAGAGGCAGGAAGAACUAGAAAAACAGCGCCAGAGGGAGAAAGAAGAGCUAGAGAAGGAGCUUCAACGCCAGAAGGAAGAAUUAGAGAGGGAGCGGCAGAGACAGAAAGAUCUCCUCGAGAGGGAGCGGUUGAAGCUGAGAGAAAAAGAAUUGCUGGAAAGACUGGAGCGGGAGCGGAAGGAGAAGAAAGAGCGUGAAGAGAAGGAGGCUGCCGCCAAAGCUGCCGCCGCUGCUGAAAAAGCGAAGCAGGAGCAGGCGAGUAGAAGCCCCCCCAAGCGUCCACCCAUGCCGACUGCGACCACGGAACGAGACGACGACGCAUACUCCUUCAGACCUUAUGACCGACCCAAACGAACACACAAAGCCAAUUCUGCGGCUUCGAUGUACUCAGAAUCAUCGUACGCCCCGUCCGAGAGCACCGCCAAAACCACACCGCCUCCUUCAAUGCGUGGACCAUAUUCGACCAAGGACCCUGACAAGAUUGUCAUCAAAGGCGUCUUUUCCUUCAAUAAUGCCUUUAUGCGGACCCCCAUUUCCCAGCUGGUAUCUGGACAAGGUAAUGUCACCGACGGACUGAUCUUGCGCAUCACAACCGAGGGCCUGUUCAUCGACGACGAUGUACGUGGAGUGCCACAGCGUGAGUGGGAUGUUAAGGCUUGGACGAUGAAACUGGCAGAGGUAUGGUGUCCCGAAUUUCUUUCCCCUGAGAACAUGGAUGUGUGUCCCCCUAAACGGAAAUUCUCUCUUGGAUUCGGAUUGCACGUCGACGCAAGGCGCGAUCCCCCUUCACCUUCGCCAAAUGAAUCGGUGGCUUUCGUCAGUAAGCUGCUGGAUACCUGCGGAGGCGUAUGCAAGAACAGGUCCCAAUCCCGGCCUCAGAGCUGCCUACCACGUUUUUCUUUGUCAAAUAAACCCGCGGCGGCCAAGCGACCACCUAUCGCAAUUGAUACUGACUCCAAUCUCACACAGAGCUGCGAACUCUCCGGGUUACAUGUCCUCCGCGCGAGCAUCCGCGACCAGGAAGGCAAGAAGUACGUUUUUAUCCUGUCUCAAUCCGAGGGUUGGAAGGUCGCUGUCGGUCUCCAGCGGUUGAGAAGGGGAACGCAAGUCCGUGCGCUGGGCGUCGCUGGACUGCCCAUGAACGAGGCGAAGGCAAUUCUAGAGAAUCUCGGAUUUGUCUAG